AUUUUUUUACUUUUUAACCGUAUUUAUUUUUUUAUACCUCUUUACCGAUGCAAGGCCACACUAAAACACUAAAACAACUUUUAUUUUAAAAAUCCAUUUUGGAAUAAAAUUUCAGUUUAUUCUCUAAAAUCCCCGAAUUCAUCGGCUAGCCUACAGAACGUAUUAGGUUUUCCAAAUAUAUCAUGUUCGUUCAGUCCCAUGGGGAAAUUGUGGUUUCCAUUCCUUGCCGGACGCAAGAUGUUUCAGGUGUGACCAUAGACGGAGUCUUCACACAUUUUGUGGGUUGAUUUCCGCUGGCGUUUCUGUGGUACUUAUACACACCCUUUAUUGCCUCAUUUGGCAGACAAGAACUAUUGUAUUCAUGAAAAACAUUUCGCCGCCUCGCUUUUUCUCUAAUUAUCAUGAAAUUCUUUAGAAAAAUGCUUCGUCAAUUCGACUGUAGCUUUAAUUUUGAGUAUAAUUGCGCUCAUUAAAAAGUAUAGAGUAACGGCAACUAUUGUGGUAGAAUCUUCCAACAAUUUUAGUCCGCCAUCAUUAUCAUUAAUAUCGGAUGUACAUGCAGCCUAUUUGAGUGUUUGUUUUUUGAUCUUGAACUUAAUAUACGCAUGCAUAAAUUAUAUUUAUCAAAGAAAUCGACACUCUCAUUAUACUCUCCUCAGUCACGAACUGCAUGUCCUCCUCCGUACGACACGGGCACGUUGAAAAUACAUGCUAUGGACAGAACGAAGUCGUUCCAAUGUAGUUUUCAUUUCCUUUUCGUAAUGAUUACUGCGUGCUGUUUUCCUUGCUGUAAUACGUUAACGACAAGUGCACCCACGGCCACACCGAAGAUUAACAAAACAAAGGAAAUCUACAUCGACACAGUUGAAGUAGUCUUUAUCAACAAAACAGUUUUGACCCAUGAAAGUGUUGAACUGGUUUGCAAAGUUGAGCCAAGGAAUGCCACAUUGACUAUAAAAUGGAUGAAGGGACAAGAAAAUCUUACUGAAAACGAAAGGAUUAAAUCUGAACGAAAUAAAAUUACAAUCAACCGUACCGUAGCAAAUGAUACUGGUUAUUAUACAUGCAUUGUAAAGACUCCUCUCGGUUUUAAGAGAAAAACAGCACACUUGACAGUGGAGGAAGAAGACGACGACGAGGAAGAAGGUGAAGAUGAUGAUUUUUCAGGAAGAGGUGAUCAUGAAGUAUCGCCCGUCACCGAACCUCCAUGCGGACGCCCACAAAGGAAGGAGCGUACAACAUGUAAAACCUUGGAAGGUUUUCCGAACUGUAAAUCAAUUGCCCCGGAUGUGGACAUCAACGACAUCGCGAUUAUACAAGAGCAGUCAAAGCAUAAACAUUUUCUGCGGAUAAGAGUUGAAUGGAAGGUUCCAAGAGCGGGAAAUUCCGACAUUUGGGGAUGGCAAGUCAUGGUAUCUGAUUUAUUGAGACGUCCGGGUGUUACCGAAUGCAGACAAAUAAACAAAAUGCAUGAUAAAGAAUUGAAGAAUGGCGAUUUUUUCGUCGAAGAAACAUUCCAUAAGAUAGAUUACAAGUCAAAGAUUGAAGUAGAAAUAAGAAGUCUUCCUUAUAGAGGCAGGGAAAAAGGAGUGACGAAAAUCGUCUCGACAAUUCAAAAUGCUAAUGACUGCCACUUUUUCCCUGAAAGACCCUGUUGUUACGUGAUCAAGAAUAUUACUGUGGAACAAAGGGGUUCUACCAGUGCGGCGUUAUCGUGGCCAGAUUUGAAAAAUUCUAGCCUCGCUUCAAGACUGAAGUUAUUAGGAUUCGCUGUCAGGUACAAUGCAACAAAAAGGAACGACGAUUAUUGUCAAAAGGGAGUGUUUGAAACACGUGCUUCGGACGCCUUUAACAAAACGCACAUAAUGGUUGAUGGCCUCCAACCAUUUUGCCAGAAUUACUCCUUCAAGGUCGCUCCGAUUUUUCAUUCGAACUUUUGUAGAAGUUGUAGUUUCGAUUGUGAUCGAAAUUCUGGGGAAGGAAUAUACUCCAACUCAUAUCAUUACCAAAUGAUAAUUAUCGAGCCGCCCGAAAAAGCAGCCAGCAACAAGCAACGUUUGACAAAUGUGCAUAAAGCUAUUGUGGUUGUGAUGACAGUACUUGCUGUUUCAGUAAUUUGUCUAACAGUGUUAGUUGCUUGGAGGAGGAGACGUGCAUUUGAAAAAGGCAAGGAAACUGAGACAAUUCCAUUAGGACCUGUGACGGAAGUUUUCAUCGCUCAUGCCAGUCAUUGCAAGGAUUGUGAUGACGCUGUGCUUUCUGUAGCAACAUAUCUCAACAUGACAGGGCAUUGCAAAUGUUCCCUUGACUUGUGUUCUUUGCCAAAGGAAUGGUCUCCUGGCAUGACACAGUACUAUGAAAAUCAAAUUUCAAAAUGUCCAAAAGUCAUCGUUUUGUUUACAGUCAACAAAAAUCACGAAUGCGAAGAUACCAUAAAGGCAAGAAAUUAUACUUACCAAGAGAAUCUGAUUCGCUCGGAACUCCUCACGAAUUGCCCGACGACAAAAUUCAUUCCAGUCUACAUGGAUUUCCUAUCCGAUCUUGAUAUCCCAUCCUUCUUACGAAACAGAAAAUCGUUCUCGCUGCCUUCACAGUUAACAGAGCUUGUGCUGUACAUUAUUGGUGAGCCUGUCUGCAAGCCAGUCUCCGAUUGCCCGAUGCAGGCCCUGGAAGAAGACAGCAGUUUGUUGAAGCACAAGAAAAUCCUGGAAACAAAAAUUAAAGACCUGAAUGCAAAACACCACAAAAAAUUGAGAAACAAGAACAACAACAUGCUGGAAAAGAUCGUAUGAACUGACUGAUCGAACAAACUUGACGACCAUAAAACCAAAGCCAACAAAUGGAAGAUGAACUCAAGCAGUCUAAACUAGUUAUGACGUGCAUCCUAAUUUGUGUACAUACAUAGUCUUUUUUUGUAGAGUGAUACACCGCGGUUUCAUCUCAAAAAGUCUUUUACUACUACUAAAGCUACUUUUUUUAAACAUUGUGAAUAUGUUUAGCUAAGUCCCUAAACGGUAAUAAUGGUAGUUUUUGAAUGAGGCCUCUGUGUCAAUUUUUACCUAAUUUUACCGCAGCCUUGUGAUCAUUAUCGAAAAUAGUCUUUUCUUGUUUCAGAAAACUGUAAAUAUCUUAAUCCAACAAUAAAG
Dendronephthya gigantea is the source of this 3146-nucleotide messenger RNA. RefSeq lists its product as uncharacterized. The transcript has 16 exons. The record is from RefSeq and is a predicted model, not a curated record. The coding region runs from base 606 to 2792 and encodes 728 amino acids. Lineage: Eukaryota; Metazoa; Cnidaria; Anthozoa; Malacalcyonacea; Nephtheidae. Gene Ontology annotation, molecular function: protein binding; interleukin-17 receptor activity.